Messenger RNA from Penicillium roqueforti, 1872 nucleotides. Its product is annotated as ribosylnicotinamide kinase. NCBI's taxonomy places the organism in Eukaryota, Fungi, Ascomycota, Eurotiomycetes, Eurotiales, Aspergillaceae. Gene Ontology annotation, biological process: thiamine biosynthetic process. The record is from RefSeq and is a predicted model, not a curated record. Bases 1 to 1872 code for a protein of 623 amino acids. The transcript is spliced from 3 exons.
AUGCAGCCAUUCAAUCUUACUGCUACUGGGCACAACCUAAACUAUCUCCCUGAAUAUAUCGCACGUCGACAUGGAUUUUUCGAGGAGCAAGGACUCGAUGUCAAAGUUUCUAUUCCCAACCCAUGGGACGGCGUCCUUGAUGCACUCGCUGAUGGCACAGCCGACAUGGCUCUUGGUGGCAUUUGGGUGCCGGCAAUGUACCGCAACCGGGUGAAAGACUACACGGUCUUUGCACAAAUUGCGAAUCGCUGCCCUCUUGCCCUGCUCUGUCGUAGCCCGGCAAAAGACUUCAAGAUCGCGGAUGUGGCUGGAAAGACAGUUUUGAUGAAGGGUAUCGGCGGAGCCAGCGCCGGUCUAUUCUUCAAAAUGUUUUUACGCGAGAACAAGGUUGACCACCGAUCUGUCGAUUAUAUCCAGGAUCUCGAUGGGAAGAUGCUGGGCGAGUUGUUUGAAGGGGGAAUGGGCGACUAUUUCGUGACGGACAACCUCUCGGCCAAGGCGAUGAGUGAGCGGAAUCCCAAAAUCUCCGUUGCGAUGCAAAUGGUCUCGCAAGGUGAAAUUCCAUGGAGUGUAUACUACCAGGAGACCGCGACCAUCACGCCCGAGGGCCUUGAUGCACAGAGGCGGUUCUGCUUAGGCCUCCGUAAGGGUAUCGAAUGGGUUCUGGAACAUGACGCAGAAUCAUACAAGGACGAGCUCGUCGAACUCUUCCCCAAUAUCCCAGUUGAUGUCGCUGUUGCUGUGACCAAUUCUUUCCGUCGCGAUGGCAUGUGGACGACACCAAUCAUUCCGCGCCCUGCUUUUGACCGUUGGCAGCUGGGACUUGCCGAAGCUCAGCUACUUGAGGAGCCCUUCUUAUACGAAAAUCUGGUCAAUGAUGGGCCUGCAGUGAAGGCUCAGAGGAUCUCCGGGCCCUCGAGCAGUGGCAAGACAACCCUGGCGCGGCUACUGCAGCGAGUAUUCUGCGGGGUGAAUCUCAAGCCCAAGGACACCCAUCUAAACACGUUCAUAAUCCACGAAGACGAUUUCUACUUCCCGGACGACAAAAUCCCCUACACAACCACCCGCACCGGCGCAAAAAUCCAAGACUGGGACACAGCUGCCGCAAUCGACAUCCCCUUCCUCUCGCAAGCACUCCACUACGUGCGCGAAAACGGCACACUCCCGCCGCGCCUCCGGAGCAAGGAAGACCAGAACUACCAGACGCAUUCCGGCGUGUCGGACGAGGUCGUGCAGAAGUUGCGGGACGAGGUUGAUGCGCGGUUGCGCGGGGAAGCAGCAGCGGACAGCACGGCGAACCCGACGGUUUCGUUCUUAGAGGGGUUUUUGCUGUUUGCGCCGCCUGGGCAGGAACGGCACGUGCUUCGUUCUGUUAGUGAUGCUAUUCAUCUUCGGCUCUUUUUGCCGGCGCCGUAUGAGCUUGUUAAGGCGAGGCGCGAGGGGAGGAAUGGGUAUGUGACUGUUGGGCCGGCGCCGCAACCGCCAGUUCAUACUCAUGAUACUGCGGGUGCGGGUGCGGGUGGGGAAGGGGCGGGGGGAAAGACGAGGACGGAGGUUGAUCUUGAUGCUGAGGAUGAUCGGCCACCGCAGAAUUUCUGGGUCGAUCCGCCUGGGUAUGUGGAUGAUAUUGUUUGGCCGCAGUAUGUGAUAGAUCAUUCUUGGUUGUUGAUUGCCGAGGAUGGAGAUAAAGAGGAGAAGGGUGAGAGCAAGGAUCAAGAGAAGGCUGAUCUUGUUCGGAGGGUUGGGGAUGGGACUAGGGCUAGGACUGAUGUUGGGGUCGAGGUUGCGCCGGGAUAUGGGAGGGAAGGAAUGGAUGUUGUUUUAAGGUGGGCUGUCGAGCUGAUUCUGGGAUAUUAUUUAGAUCAGACGUAG